CAAACGAGCAGAAGGCAGAGGACCGACAUCCCCACACUCCUUCCCCCGCGGUUCGGCGAGCCGCGCAAAACGCCUCGCCUGAUCGAGCGCCUGCCACGGCCUCCCCGGCCGUGAGGCGGGCGGAAAGGCGGGUCUGUGUGAGGAGUAGGCGGUGCAGCGUGGUCAAGCCAGGGGUGAGAGGGAAGCAGGCGACGAGGCCCGGGUAGAAGGCGUUUGGUGCGGGUUCGCUUCCCGAGAAAGCUGCUCACCAGGGAGCCGCGGACUGAGCGCGCUGGAGAGGCGGUAUAGGGUCGGUGGGCAGUGACUGUGGCGUGGUGGGCAGCAGUAGCCCGGCGGAGCCCGAAGCAGCGCCCGUCCUGGAAACAUGCGGCGGCAGGAGGAGGAGUGAGGAGUCGUGGCUGCGCCUCCGCGUCCUUUUCUCCCCGCUCGCCAGGGCUUCCCUCCCGUGGGCUGAGGGUGGAUUCCGGGAGGAAAAUGGAGCCAUUUCCCAGCGUGCCUCCCCUGUCUGCUACCUCUUUUGCUGGCUGUGCAGCAGCACAUGCCAUGGCUUGGUUUGGAGCUGUGUACUGAUUGGCUGCUACCUUUUGGAGUGGUUAAGAUACCAAAUUCAGUUACCCAGGAAUAUGAUUGAAAACAGUAUGUUUGAAGAAGAGCCCGAUGUGGUUGACUUGGCAAAAGAGCCUUGUUUACAUCCCCUGGAACCUGAUGAAGUGGAAUAUGAACCAAGGAGCUCCCGGCUCUUGGUGCGUGGCCUUGGAGAACAUGAAAUGGACGAUGAUGAAGAGGAUUAUGAGUCAUCAGCAAAAUUGCUGGGGAUGUCCUUUAUGAACAGAAACUCGGGUCUCCGGAAUAACAUGUCUGUCUACAGACAAAAUCCAAAUGGAUCAUGUUCAGUGCCCUCUACAAGGACCAUGGUGGUUUGCACAGUCGUUCUUGUGAUUUCAGUUUCAUUAAUAAUGGCGAUUUAUCUUCUUCCUAAAUGUACAUUUACCAAAGAAGGCUGCCAUAAAAAAAAUCAUACAAUGGAACUAAUAUACCCUUUGGCAACCAAUGGAAAACUAUUUCCAUGGGCAAAAAUUAGACUUCCUCCUGAUGUUGUACCACUGCAUUAUGAUCUUGUCUUGCAGCCAAACCUAACUACUCUGAAAUUUUCAGGCUCUGUAAAGAUAGUGGUUAACAUUGUCGAGGUAACUUGGAAAAUCAUACUUCACAGCUCAGGACUUAAUAUCACCAAGGUAACCAUUACUUCAGCAGGAGGGCAUCAAGCAAAGACAGUCGAAUUCCUGGAAUAUCCAUUGCAUGACCAGAUUGCAGUCAUGGCUCCUGAGGCUCUCCUUGUAGGACAGAAUUAUACUGUCAACAUAGAAUAUUCAUCUAAUUUAUCAGAUACCUAUUACGGCUUUUACAAAAUUUCUUACAAGGAUGAGAAUUCUAAGCAAAGGUGGUUUGCGGCAACUCAGUUUGAACCUCUGGCAGCAAGAUCUGCUUUUCCAUGCUUUGAUGAACCAGCAUUUAAAGCUACUUUUUUAAUCAAGAUCAAAAGAGAUGAGAAGCUUUCCACUCUGUCAAAUAUGCCAAAGGAGUUGGACAAGAGGCUAAGACAACUUUCAACAGCUUCCAUAGUUCUUCAUGUACAAAAGAAAGCCACUACUCCUGUGACAAAUGGAAUUGUUCAAGAUGAGUUUUUUGUGAGUUUGAAGAUGAGCACCUACCUAGUAGCCUUUGUUGUUGCAGACUUGAAAAACAUCAGUAGGGAAGCUGAUGGAAGUCUGGUAUCUGUCUAUGCCAUACCACAGCAUCUAAACCAAGUUGGAUAUGCCCUAAACACGGCAGUGAAACUUCUGGAAUUUUAUCAAAAAUACUUUUUAAUAAACUACCCUCUUGAAAAAUUAGAUCUGGUAGCAAUUCCUGAUUUUCAGUCUGGUGCAAUGGAAAACUGGGGCUUGAUCACCUUCCGAGAAACAACACUCUUGUUUGACAGUAAUACUUCUUCAGCAAGGGAUAAAAAGUUAAUAACUGCAGUGAUAGCACAUGAGCUUGCCCAUCAGUGGUUUGGCAAUCUAGUAACUAUGGAAUGGUGGAACGAUCUCUGGCUGAAUGAGGGAUUUGCCACUUUCAUGGAGUACUUUGCCAUGGAGGAGGUUUUUCCAGAAUUACAUUCAGAUGAAGAUUUCCUUAAUUUAAUUUUCAAGGCUAUGAGGAAGGAUUCCUUGAAUUCUUCACAUCCAGUCUCUUCUGCUGUUCAGUCUUCAGAGCAAAUUGAAGAAAUGUUUGAUGCACUUUCGUAUAUCAAGGGAGCUUCACUUCUUUUGAUGCUAAAGCAUUAUCUUGGUAAGGAUGUUUUCCAAGCUGGCAUUGAAAUGUACUUGCAUAAUCACAACUAUGGAUCUGCCCGGAGUGAUGAUUUGUGGGACAGCAUGAAUGAGAUCACCAAUGGAACACUAGAUGUAAAAAAGUUGAUGAAAACUUGGAUUCUGCAUAAAGGAUUUCCUUUAGUCACUGUUGUCCGAAAAGGAAAGAUUAUUUCUGUGCAGCAAGAGAAAUUUUUGUAUUGUGUGGAUCCAGAAAAUUGGACAUCAGAUGCAAGUUUUCUGUGGCAUAUUCCUCUGACCUACAUAACUAGUAGCUGCAACUUGACCCAUUGUACUAAUGCGUAUUUACUGGACCAAAAGUCAGCUGUCAUUGAACUUCCAGAAGAGGUGGAAUGGAUAAAAUUCAAUGUGCACAUGAACGGCUAUUACAUAGUACACUAUGCAGAAGACUGGAAAACACUGAUUGCUCUGUUGAAAAAAAACCACACUGCUUUGAGUCCUAAAGACAGAGCCAAUUUGAUCAACAAUAUCUUCAACCUUGCAGGUCUAGGAAAAGAGUCUCUGGAAAAGGCCUUUGAGCUGAUCGAUUAUCUUAACAAAGAGAGCAGCACUGCACCACUCACUCAAGCUUUGUAUCAGCUGAGUCUUAUAUACAGCCUUUUAGAGAAAAACGGUGAACAGCAACUGGCAGCACGAGUCAUGCAUAGAAUAGAGCAGCUGCUGGGAGAUAAAAUUGAUAAACAGUGUUGGACAGAUGAGGGGACCAUGUCUGAACGAGAGCUCCGGUCAACACUGCUAGCUUUUGCCUGCACUCAUGAUAUAAGAAACUGUAGAACAACUGCCACUGAGAUGUUUGAGAAGUGGAUGAAGUCUAAUGGAACAAUGAGUCUGCCUAGUGAUGUGAUGAAAGCCAUAUUUACAGCUGGAGCCAAAUCUAGUGAUGGUUGGGAAUUCCUCCUAAAGAUGUACUCCUCUUCAGUUUCUGAAGCAGAGAAAAGCAAAAUGAUUGAAGCCUUGGCCAGCACAGAUGAUGUCAGAAAGCUGAUAUGGUUAAUGCAGAACAGCCUUGAAGAAGAAGAAAUCAGGGCACAGGAGCUUUCACAUAUCAUAGCAACUGUUAGCCAGAGUUUGCCCGGAUAUUUGCUGGCCUGGGACUUUGUCAAAGAGAACUGGGACAAGCUUACACGAAAGUUUCACUUAGGCUCAUAUACUAUCCAGAAUAUUGUUAGUUGGUCAACUUCUCAAUUUGCAACAAAAGCACAUCUACUUGAGGUAAAGUCAUUUUUUGAGUCAAAAUCAGAGGAGAGUUCUCAACUGCGUUGUGUAAAAGAGGCAAUUGACACAAUUCAGCUCAAUAUCCAGUGGAUGGAGAGGAACUUAGCAAAGCUACAAGAACUGCUGUAAUGUGCAUAAUGCUGUGAUGUGUCAGCCAUUUAGGAACAAUGUGGGCAGUUGCUGUGUUUCUUUUGCAAAAGCCAAGGUGAAACCAGGCAUCACUGCCACAUUGUUUGCACUGUUAAGGAAUCUAGGUAGCUCAGGGCAUGUCUCAGAUAAAUUCUUAUUUUCCUUGGAGCAUUUAUAGGCAAGAUAUAAGUAUUUAUUCUGAAACCAUUUUCAUCUACAGACCAAACAUCUGCAUAAAUGAUUAAAUAUAAUUUUAUAUUUGAAAUAUAUACCCUUUCAUUUGGAGUUGUGUUGUAGUUUCUUAGCAGUGGGUUAAUAUUGACAGUUAGGGUACCGAAAGAAAGAGUUAACAUGAUCUGUUACUCCUCUGCAGACUGCUUGUUGAGCAGUAUAUUUUUUAAUGCAAACUGUAGGUGGUUUCCACAUUUGUAGAUACAGAUAUGUUGUGAAACAAAAUCAUACUUCAGAUACAUAAGCAGUAGUGGAUCUUAUACAGUACACCAGUUUAAGGUGAAAUAAAUAAGGUUCCCAUUUGAUUUAGUUUGGAUUUUUUUUAUUUUCACAGUAUUCUUUAGGAAUUACACAAAAAAUAAGAAUAAUAUUUCAUGCUAAUAGUAAACACUAUGAUGUUUGGGUAGUACUAUGGAAGUGGCUGGGUAAUAGUAUGGAAAAAAAACAGACAGCAAAACCAAGUGUUUUAGAGAUUGGAUUUCCAGAAACACUGAUAUGAUCUUGGAACUUUUACUCUGAAUUUAUUAGACAAUUUUGAGAAUCUUAUCAUUAAUCAUUUAACUGAUUUUCCUGUAUUGAUCUCUGAGCAACUGCACAAAAUUGCAUUUUUACAGGUCGUUUCAUCUGUUAGGCUGACGACUGAUUUGUGCCCUUUUGACUACUGAUUUUUAAUUUCACCACUUGUUGCAGAGGGUCUGCAAUUAAUAUAUAUGUCAGCCACUUCAUUUGGGUAAACUUCUGUUUUUUCCUUGCCUGAUAACUUGCAUAUCACAGUAUAAUUUGUAAACAUUGCUCACUCUUUAUAAUAUUAGCUUUAGGAAACCUUUUCAUUAAGAUCUUCAUGACUUAUUCUUCUACUGUUGUGAAAAACCUUGAGAGAAAUCUUCAGAGUCUUCUAAAGAAAAGGAUCUAAAACCUUAAUGUGCUCCAUUAGAAAGGGGAAAUACCUACUAUACAAUCUAUACAAAAGCAGUGAAAAAGGCUAUUUCUGAGGUAUAGCAUAUAUAUACAACACGUGCAAGAGUAAGCAUACCUUUUUAUCUGGGGAUCUGGUCUAUUCAUUUCACUUUUGAUGCAUCUUUUGUGGAUUCAUGCAAGCAGAUUCGGACCUAUUGUUAUCCAGUUAUGUGAUUGGUUAUAAAAUAUGAUGAAAGCACUAACAAUUAAAAGUGUACUGUUUUAAUUAAACUAAUUUAAUUUCAGCUACAGUAAAUUCUGAAGAAGAUAAUAGUUUGAAUUAGAGUUAAGUUAAUGGACUUAAAAAUUUGUCUCAGGAUAAUUCAAAUUGAAUGCUUUAAUUUAUGAAACUGCAGCAUUGGCUGUUUAUUUGGCUAGCAAAAAUUGUAAGCUAUGAUUGAUUAAGCCAUUCUAUACUUUUCCCAUCUUUUCAGAGUAGCUGUCAAAACUACUGGAAAACAAAUUCAUCAUUUUCUAGGUCAUAUUAGAAUUGUGAAUGUAAUUUUAACCUUGAAAUUAUCAGAAAGAAUGUUAGACCUGAAGAGUGCCCAAACAGUUGUUUGCCCAAAAGGCCCAGAAUUGAAUCAUUUUUACUUGCACUGAAGAAGGAACUGGCAAUAUGAGCACUGAAAAUAAAUCAUACUACUUAAAAGUUAUGAAAUUAGAAUUGUAAUUACGUAUGUUCUUGGAAUUUUUGUACUGCCAUGUGUUAUGGCUUCAUUUCCUCCUUUAUUUUAAACCUUUGGAAUCUCUACAGAAAUAUUCGUUCCAUCUUUGUAUUUGUGUGUGUGUACACAUAUAUGUCAUCUCUUUUUCUUUCUAGUUACUUACUUCGUCAUAUUAAAUGAGAAGUCAGUAGUAAAUCUUCACUUUUCUAUCCCUUCUAUCCCCUCACACGUGUUUUACCUCAUCCCUGACUGCAGUAUUGAGGCAUAUAAAAUUUAAAAUGGAAACUGGGGAAGAAGAUCCAUCUUCCUCCUGAUUUCUGCUGUGGAAUUUUAAAAAAUUACUAUUUUAUUCAAAUGCUUUAAUGAUGGCUAUGAGGAAGUAGCUUGGAGCUGAGUUUUAGACAGCAAAGUAUACCAAGAAAAUCCAGAAAAUUGGGGAGCUUGUGGAGGGAUUAUUGAAUAAUUUUCAUUGUACUAUUUGUUGCACAUGCAUUCUUCUGGUAUCUGUUGUCCCAAAACUGAGGGUUUGUUUACGUGGUGUGCAAUACGCCAAUAUACACACAGAGCAGAGGUAUUUUAUUGCAUAUUUGCCCAGAUAUGAGUGUCUGUCCCAAGACAGCACACCAGAGCUCCAAAUCAGUGGUUAUUUAUACAUACAACAUUAAUAAAUUCAUCUUUCUAAUG
This is a messenger RNA of Grus americana (Whooping crane), 6256 nucleotides long. RefSeq names its product leucyl and cystinyl aminopeptidase (gene LNPEP). Gene Ontology annotation, biological process: peptide catabolic process; proteolysis. Bases 624 to 3716 code for a protein of 1030 amino acids. Gene Ontology annotation, cellular component: cytoplasm. The transcript has 20 exons. Gene Ontology annotation, molecular function: zinc ion binding; metalloaminopeptidase activity; peptide binding. Lineage: Eukaryota; Metazoa; Chordata; Aves; Gruiformes; Gruidae. The record is from RefSeq and is a predicted model, not a curated record.